AUGAACGCGAGCAGGUGGACUGAGCCCAAGUUUGUGGGGCCCCAGGGAGCGGGCUUGACGCCGCGAAAGGCGUUCAUAUUGGUGAAGAACGGCAACGUACAAGUUCAGGUGUUGAAUUGCAACGCCGGGGCCUCGCCUCGGCCCGUCUUCAGGCUUGCAGGCGCCGACGGUGGUGCUGCCGCAAGCCCGCAAGCCACCCUUGCUUGCGACGCUGACGACCCCUCCGACCUGGUGUGUCUGAGGACCCGGAAACUGCGUUACGGCAACACGUUCAGUUACUCACGGACAAGACAUUUUCAGUUCCACACCUAA
Messenger RNA from Volvox carteri f. nagariensis, 312 nucleotides. RefSeq lists its product as uncharacterized. The transcript has 4 exons. The record is from RefSeq and is a predicted model, not a curated record. Lineage: Eukaryota; Viridiplantae; Chlorophyta; Chlorophyceae; Chlamydomonadales; Volvocaceae. Bases 1 to 312 code for a protein of 103 amino acids.